AUGCUUAAGGCAGGACAGGUGAAAUGUGACCGUUACGACCCGUGCAUGAACUGCGUUGAUGCGCGCACAGAAUGUCGUCGCACACGGCCCCGACGCAGUAUGCGUCCUAGGGUUUCCCGCAUUGCAAGGCUGUCGGAGAGGCUCUCGUCGGUUGAGCAGUUGGUUCUCAAUCCUCACCCCGGUGCUCCCGCUUCGCAGCCUGUCCUUGAUCCGCGAGAGGAAGCAGAGCACAUUGCUCGAAGCGGUCGAACCUCGCAAGCUCCCAGCUCGGAGGGUUGGAGCGCGCGAGCCAAAGAGAGCGAGAGCACCGCUCACCCGGCAGCCACCGCAGAAGACACAUCGAUGCAGCCAGCGAACGAAGCCCGGCGCUUCAUUCAGCAAGAGCUGCAGCGCAGCGACCAUCUAUCUUCGCUCCAGCGCGCCGUGUUGGAAAAUGCACUGUCGCUGGUUAACAGGCUCUCAACCGCGACAUGUGAUUCGAAAGUCUCGUCUGCAGGACACGCGCAGGCCUUAGAGGAACAAGAUGAGACAACACAGGAAUUCUCAAUAGAGACAUACUACAUGAUGUCGAAGCGUUCGUGUUAA
Molecule: messenger RNA, 585 nt
Organism: Aspergillus welwitschiae
Lineage: Eukaryota; Fungi; Ascomycota; Eurotiomycetes; Eurotiales; Aspergillaceae
Exons: 2
Coding region: 1-585 (194 amino acids)
Biological process (GO): regulation of DNA-templated transcription
Molecular function (GO): zinc ion binding; DNA-binding transcription factor activity, RNA polymerase II-specific
Source: RefSeq, a predicted model, not a curated record